Eimeria acervulina is the source of this 1803-nucleotide messenger RNA. RefSeq lists its product as hypothetical. The transcript has a single exon. The coding region runs from base 1 to 1803 and encodes 600 amino acids. The record is from RefSeq and is a predicted model, not a curated record. Lineage: Eukaryota; Apicomplexa; Conoidasida; Eucoccidiorida; Eimeriidae. Gene Ontology annotation, biological process: regulation of transcription by RNA polymerase II.
AUGUCUGUACCCCCACAUGCAGCUCUUGCGAGGGCCCCCUCCCAGGGGCCCCCUUCUGAAGGGGGCCCCCUAAUGAUGGGGGCCCCCCCUAAAAGACCUUCGACAACACCAGGGGCCCCCCAGCACUCUUAUAAUCAUCUCUCCGGCAAAACAACCGAACAGGGCCCCCAUCCACUCCCUCUUGGAGCCUCAUCCCUUUGGGGGCCCCCUGGGGGCCCCCCUCCUAAUGGGGGCCCCCCUUCUGAUGGGGCCCCCCCACCUGAUGGGGGCCCCCCUGCUAAUGGGGGGCCCCCUGCUAAUGGGGCCCCCCCCGCUGAUGGGGGCCCCUCCGAAGGGGGCCCCCCCGCUGAUGGGGGCCCCCGUACUAAUGGGGGCCCCCCUUCUAAUGGGGGCCCCCCUUCUAAUGGGGGCCCCUCUUCUGAUGGGGGCCCCCCUGAUGAAUUGCUGCAGAGCGAAAGUGAAGAAGAAGAAGACGAAGAAGAAGAAGAAGAGUUUAUGUGGGGGUCUGAGGCAGCUUCUGUUUGCUGGGUUUCAUUGAUAGACAACUCGUAUAAAAAAGAAACAGAGCUGCUGCUGCUGCUAGUAUAUCCGUUGCUGCUGCUGUUUAGCUUCGUGCAGCUAACGCUUGGCUUCAUAGGGUGCUUCCGUUACUUGUCUCCUCCUGCUGCUGUUGCUGCUACUGCUGAAGGCGCCACAGCAGCAGCACCAGCAGCAACAGCAGCAGCAGCAGCAGAAGUUGCGCAGCUCUCGCUGCAGCACAACUUGUGGGCGGAGCCUCUCUAUUGGGUUUGUCUCUGUUUAUUUUUGCUGUCUCUUUCUUCUGUCUCUUCUGGAUAUUUAUCUUUGAUUAAACACCGCAGCAUUCCUCUCUCCUUCGAUAAAUUUAAACUGCAUAAGAUAUUUGAUGGAAGUUUGCUGCUGCAUGCAGUUGCUGCUGCUGCUGCUGCCUUCUCCUUUCUUAAGCUUCUUGUUGCUGCUCUUCCAAAUGACUCUUCAACACGCAUCAGCCACCAGCAGCAGCAGCAGCAGCAGCAGCAGCAGGAGCAGGAGAAACCUCAGGGGCUGCUGGAGCCCCAGCAGCAUCAGCAGCAACAGAUGAAGCGCCACUGGGAGAGUCAGCAGCAGAAGCAGCAGCAGCAGCAGCAGCAGCAGCCAACGACUGCUCCCGAUGCAGACUCGGAUGCAGCAGUAGCUGACGCCCCUUCAAGCCCUGAUGCUGUUGCUGCUCCUGCUGCUGCUGCUGCUGCUGUAGCAGCACCGGAAGGCGCAUCCACUCAGCUUAUAACAGCAGCAGAAAUGCAUGGAGGUGCUGCUUCAGACUUAGACGAGACAGAAGCAGCAGCAGCAGCAGCUGCUGCUGCCGAUGGUCCAGCAGAAGGUGUUCCUGCGCUGAUCGAGCAGCAGCAGCAGCAGCAGCAGCAGCAGCGAAUGCAGAAGUACGGAAGGCAGCAGUUUCUGCUGCGGCCUGAAGAUUUUAAUCAUCAUAAUCAUCAGCAGCAGCAGCAGCUGCUGUUGAUGCUGCAGCACCACGACCGGCGUGCUGCUGCUAUGCUUCAGGCUGUUAAUUCUUCUUUUCCAGCAGAAGCACCAGCAGCAGCAGCAGGACCAGCAGCAGCAGCAGCAGCAGCAGCAGCAGCAGCAGUUGAACACACCUCUGCACUGUACAAACCUUUGCUGCUGUCUUCUCUUGCUCUUGAGGUGCCGCUGCUGCUGCUGCACUCUGCUGCAUUUUUGCUGCUGUGGACCGUCGCCAAAAAAGUAGGCAAAAUUUUCGGCAUGCGAAUGCCCAAACUCCCCUUCUAG